Messenger RNA from Aspergillus wentii DTO 134E9, 227 nucleotides. RefSeq lists its product as uncharacterized. Lineage: Eukaryota; Fungi; Ascomycota; Eurotiomycetes; Eurotiales; Aspergillaceae. The record is from RefSeq and is a predicted model, not a curated record. The coding region runs from base 11 to 190 and encodes 59 amino acids. The transcript has a single exon.
CAAAACAAGAAUGAAUCCCGCUAAAAAAUGGGCGCGUUCCUGGAGCCCCACUUUGCCAAGGAAUUGGAAUGAUCGAUUUGGGCUGCCCAGCGCUGAUUGGUUGAUCGAUCGAUUUCUCUCCCAGCAUUGGACAUUUUCUGCUACACAAUUGCCCGAUGCGGAAGCUUUGGGUGCCCCUGCCCAGUCGUAAGCACCUCUUAUCUCUCCCUAUCGUGUCUGCCGCCGCC